CACUUCCACUUCCACUUCUGAGUUCCACAAAUUUCGGCGCCGUCGAUUCCCAACCCACUGCCAUCCCAAUUCCCGCCAUGGGUUUCUUCACCUCCGCCUCCCACUUCUCAACCGUCCGAUUCACUCCCUCGCUCUCUUCCCCUGCGCCUCUGCGCAGACGAUUCUAUACCGUCAGGUCGUCUUUGCCAUUUCCGGGCCACAAAGCCAAGUAUCAUGGAGAGCUCGAAGCAGCCGUGGAAGUCGUGGAGAGAGCUUGUCGUCUUUGUCUCGACGUGAAAUCGUCGUUGUUUUCAAGUGAUGGACGUAUAAUCGAGAAGAAUGACCAGACUCCGGUCACCGUCGCGGAUUUUGGGGUUCAGGCUCUGGUCAGUUUGGGUAAUUGAAUUCUUCAGUCAUUGCAGAUUGCUUCUGUGACAAUCGGCCUUUCAUUUUCUGUUUUCUUUUUCUUUUUCCAAAUAGAAUGAACUUCUAAUUCA
Molecule: messenger RNA, 476 nt
Organism: Morus notabilis
Lineage: Eukaryota; Viridiplantae; Streptophyta; Magnoliopsida; Rosales; Moraceae
Product: putative PAP-specific phosphatase, mitochondrial
Exons: 3
Coding region: 78-383 (101 amino acids)
Biological process (GO): sulfate assimilation
Molecular function (GO): 3'(2'),5'-bisphosphate nucleotidase activity
Source: RefSeq, a predicted model, not a curated record